Zychaea mexicana is the source of this 423-nucleotide messenger RNA. Its product is annotated as CoA-binding protein. The coding region runs from base 1 to 423 and encodes 140 amino acids. The record is from RefSeq and is a predicted model, not a curated record. The transcript is spliced from 3 exons. Lineage: Eukaryota; Fungi; Mucoromycota; Mucoromycetes; Mucorales; Lichtheimiaceae.
AUGAACCCAGUAACAGCUUACAGAUUUAUUACUGCUAAUGAGUUCGCCGUCGUUGGAGCAAGCACUGAUCGCUCCAAGUAUGGCAAUCGUGUGCUGCGAUGGUACCAGGCUAACAGCCUUCCAGUAAUCCCUGUCAACCACAAAGAAUCGGCGGUCGAAUCGAUUCCUGCUAUUGCCAGCAUUGACAAAUUAAAGGAUCCCAGCAAAUCUGCCAUUUCGAUUAUUACACCUCCAAAAGUUACUUUACAAGUUCUCAAACAGGCAAAAGAACUUGGCAUCGAAAAGAUCUGGCUGCAGCCUGGGGCCGAGGACAAGGAUGUGAUGGACUAUGCCCGUGAAGCCGGCCUCGAUAUCAUUGCCGGUGGCCCUUGCAUUCUUGUUCAAGGUCCUUCAUUGAUGACCCACCGUUCAGCAUCUCUUUAA